UAUAAACAUCGCUUUUCUUCAACUAUUACAAGAAUUCUAUGGAAUGAUACCAACUAUUGGAAUGUACUUAGCGGAUUCAAUUUCUAACCUGGGAAUUGCACCCAAUUAUACUCAAUCAAACAGUAACUUGUCAUCGAUUCCGGCACAAAAGAAGACUUGUUUAGAUAUAGCAUACCUGGCAAGUGACGUGCUUGGAUGGUUGUAUAGUAAAAAGUAUUUCGAUAAACAGGUGCAAGAACAGGCAAAGGAUAUAGCGAAAUAUCUCGAGAGAUCUCUGGAAAAGAUUUUAUCAGAAAGGAAGUGGUUAACCCAAGAAUCUCGAGAGAAUGCCAAGAAUAUAAUUAAGAAACUGAGUAAGAAAGUCCAUGUAGGUUCCCAACAUUCACAUCAGGCGGAAGCUAAAUUGAUUAAAAGAUAUGAAAAUCUAAAACUCUCAGACAAUUUUCUCGAAAAUGCGUUUGCUUUAAAGAAGAGACGUACACAAUUAAUAACUUCGGACAUGUUGAAGAAUGAUAUGAACCAGGUCUCAGACAUGGAUAUACAAGCUGUCUAUUAUGUGGUAGAUAAUUCAAUUCAUAUCCCCAUCGCUAUGCUGCAGCCACCAGUAUUCUAUAAAGGAGCGCCUAUGGCUCUGAAUUUUGCAGGACUGGGAACGUUAAUUGGUCAUGAAAUACUUCAUGCGUUUGAAGCUGACUUUGAAAGCUCCUAUUUUAACAAGAAAUGGUUGUCUGAUAAAUCUUACGAAAACUAUGAUGAUCUGAAAGAAGCUGUCGUUAAAAUAUAUUCCGGCUAUAGAAUUGAAAGUAUGAAUUUCACUGUUAAUGGAGAAAGAACAGCUGAAGAAAAUAUUGCUGAUAUUGGUGCUUUAAAGAUAGCGUAUGAGGCUUAUUUGCUAUGGAAAUCAGACCAUCCUGAUGCUAAGAAGACACUACCUAUACUAAAAAUGACAGAUUUACAGCUAUUUUUCAUGUCGUUUGCUCAGUCUUGGUGUUCUAAUGUAAGCCCUAAGGAAAAAUAUUUGUUCGAGAAUGCUGUACACUCUCCGAUGGAGGCAAGGGUUCAAGUUCCAUUAAUGAAUUCGAAGGAUUUUGCCGAAGCAUUCAAUUGUGAAAAAGGUUCGAACAUGAAUCCAUAUGUUAAAAGUGAAAUGUGGGCGAAAUAAAUGAAAACCGUCAUCUAGAAGUCUAUAUGUUUGUAAUAUGUUAGCAUGAAUGUAGAGGCAUAGAAAAUAUCAAUGGCAAUUUACUUAUAUAUCUCCACGAUACAAUCAUUAAUUAUCCGAACUGUUGCCAUAGUAACGAAGCUAAAUUAGGCAGAGUGAAGCCGCUUAGCAAAGAUUGACCUUAAACUCCGCUCUCAUGGAAGUGAUUUCUUCCAUUCUAUAAAAUUCUACCUUUGACUGUCUUCUUACUAAAUAUAUCUACUUCCAUGACUUUAAGUUUUAUUCUAAUUUAACUAUCGCUCUAUAUCUCUCUUCCUAUAAACUUUCUUUGACGUUAAAUCUAAUGACGGUUUUUUUUACAAAAUUGAGAACCUUCCCUUCAUCAUAUACACAUUCAUCACGUUCUUUUAACAUGUCUGUGACGAUCUGGGGGUGGCUAUAUCUUGGAAAUUCCUGGGCCCAAGUGCUUCUCUUCAUGGCAGGAUUAAUAAUCAAGAUUAUUUAAGCAUUUUAUCUGAUCUAAUUCAUCCUAUGGUUUCGAAACUCUUUCCGGAGGGAAACACAUUCGUUUAGAAUGAUAAUGCACCAAUUCACACAGCUAGAGUUGUUACCGAUUGGCACGAGGAACAUUCUAAUUAAGCUGAACCCCUUAUCUAGCCACUACAGUCACCAGAUCUCAAUAUUAUUGAACGUUUAGGGUGCAUUUUAGAAAAAGAAGUAAGGAGUCGAUAUUCUCCAAUAUCAUCACUACAAGAACUGGAGACUCUUUUUAGCUGAAGAAUUGACAAAAAUUCCUUUGAAAACAACUCAAACUUUGUGGAAUUCAAGCUGUAAUCACUGCCAAAGACGGUCCUAUCCUAUGCUAAAAUAAAUUUGUUUAAAAUUUUAA
Molecule: messenger RNA, 2051 nt
Organism: Octopus sinensis (East Asian common octopus)
Lineage: Eukaryota; Metazoa; Mollusca; Cephalopoda; Octopoda; Octopodidae
Product: neprilysin-2-like
Exons: 13
Coding region: 44-1162 (372 amino acids)
Biological process (GO): protein processing
Cellular component (GO): plasma membrane
Molecular function (GO): metalloendopeptidase activity
Source: RefSeq, a predicted model, not a curated record